UAUUCUUUCUUAUGCAUAUAUGUAUAUGUGUGUGCAUGUGGUGCAUAUCUUCCGUUCGCAAUCACAUUAUCCAAAAUCAAUUUUCGCAUGUUUUCUGAUGGAACAAUGGAGACUACUUGCUGAUAAUGAACCGCAGACAAUCAUGCACCAGUUCAUUGGAAUGAGGCUGUCUUGUUUACUCAAAGUUUAAAUUGACUCAUUUCUUUAUAAACUUGUAUUGCUACGUGGGUUGCCGUUUACAUUUCGGGAUUAGAGAACAAACGAUUAACCUCUGCUCUAAUUAAGGUAUCUCCAACACAUUCAUUCUGAACGCUUCAAUCGCAUCUUCAGGUGUCCAACUCUUUUAUGUACGGAAAGAAAAAUAAGUCAUUCGGAGGACUCAUUAAAUUGAAAGUUCAAGUAUUCAAGAAUGAAAUUGUUUCAGUCGAUGUUUGAGUACUCGCAUUAUGAUGAAGAGUGAUCCGUCUUCGGCGGUUGGUUUUCCUAAUUUCUUGAAAGAUAACUGCCAAACAAAUAAUUGUGUAACAUUAAAAAUUUACUGUUCUGUGUUGUUCUAGUGGCAUGGUUUAGAUACAUAGGUCCAGGUCAUGGACGUGUCUCGAAGCACAGCUAUCCUAUUUUGAACACUUCUCCCGACCAGUCGACACCAGCAUUUUUUUGAGCGAUCGACAAAUUGCGUGGCGAUACUGUAUUAUUAGUUUGCGCACAGCGCCAAUAAUUUCCGGAACAACAAUAGAUUUUGGACGAUCUUCACGAGAUUCUUCUUGGAGUGAAGUGCGACCUCGAUUGAUUUACUAUACUCUACUAUACCAUCGAUAAACAGUGGCGUAUGAGAAAGCUUCUUCGCCAAAAAUUGAAUUAAGCUCAUCGAUGCACUGUUGCUGAGAUAAUUCCAUUUGGCCAAGAAGAAUAUUUCAAGUUACUGUAAACAACACAGGUUGACAGGUAGUCAAAACGUUUUGUAUAACAUCAAAAAUGUCAAACUUUAUAAUGAAGUUGUCAGUUGCUAGAUUGAAACACCAUGGUUGCCAAAUAAUAUAAAAACCAACCUACCUACUAUAAUUUGAUGCCUAUUAUAUGCCUACAACCAAACACCCUUUAUUUAUGUAUUUAUAAACAUAGUUGCUAACAUACCCUAAGGAGCAUGAUAUUUAUCGAAUAUCCGAAAAAAUAUAUUUAACGUUCAUACAUACAUAUGUAUGUACAGUGUAAGCCGGGUAAAAAUAAAUAAUUACAGUUGGAGGAUAACUAAUGAGAAAAUACUUAUAUCUUUAGUAUAAUAUCAUGAAUUUCGAAAACUUAUUAUAGUUUAAAGUUAAAAGUUUGCUUAACUUGAUCUGGAUUUGCCUGCUGGGUGUGUUCAAGCGUAAAAAUACAUACAUACGGUAUGUAGAGUAUGUAUGUUUGGUAUGUGGCAUGGUUGGAAAUUGUCGUAUUAACAGAUUGUACUUGCUUGAACCAGAGAACGUUUUACAUUCUCUACUUGAACACAGUUGAACGCGAUCACCGGAACAGAACAAACGCGCUGGAAUACAAAAAAUAGAAUUCUUCCAGGGACAGCUGUACCUUUUUUCUUCUCUCAAUUAGUGAGAUGGCCGAAGAUCGUGAAUUGAUUGCAAAGUAUGGUAAGCCGAUGCCGUAUGAUAGGAAUUUCCGCGGACCAGAAUGGCGAAAUCGAAGUUGCACUGAUGUACCGUGUCUGCUGAUUUUUAUCCUAUUUUUAGGCGGAUGGGGUUUUAUUGCACAAUAUGCAGUGCGCAAUGGAGAUCUCAAUAAAUUGGUUGUGCCAACAGAUUCAUUCAAUCGGAAAUGCGGAAUCGAUUCAUCGGUAUUGGAUAAAAAGUAUUUAUUUUUUUUCGAUUUGGGAAAAUGCAUCGAUCCAGUUGUACCUCUUACGGGCUGCCCUACACAACAAGUUUGUGUAGAAAGCUGUCCUACACAGACUUUUAUCUGGGAUAGAAUGAAGAAUAGUCUCCCACUUGCUGAAUUAAGGAAGCGUUUGAUAUGUCUGAGUGACGUAGACAAAGACAACCUUCGAACCUUAGACAACAUGCAAGCAGCCAUUGACCAAGAACGAUGUGCGCGUGGAUAUAUGAAGAGUGCGCCAUUUUUGAAUCGUUGUAUGUGGGAGCUUUCUCCUGAGUUGUGUGAACUAAUACCUUCCUUCCUCCUGCCUCGUAAUAGACGCGAGGUAAAUGGGUCAAACAAUGAAACAGGAAAACUUCUCGAUACAUUAGUGGGUGAUAACUCAAAUUUGAUAGAAAUGAGGUUGGAAGCGCUUGCCUUGACAACAAUACCUGAAUCUAGUGAUAAAUCGAAGCAACAGCUCGCUGAAGAACCCAUGUUACAAUGUCGUCGUCGUACCGAGCAAGCCGAAACUAUCAAGCAAAAGGUACGUCAAGCUGACACGCACCUGGCUAAGUUGGUAGGUAAUAUGGUUGCACACUUCUACAAUGGAACACAUGAUGCACAACAGCUUGGGGAAGAGAUAGUGGAAGAUAUUAUGAACUCAUGGUUAAUUGUGCUGAUGGCUUUAAUGUGCACUUUGGUUGCUUCUUUGAUUCUAAUCGCCUUGAUGCGAUGGUUCGCUGCCCCGAUUCUGUGGUUAUCUGUUCUAGGUGUUUUGAUCGGACUUGGCUUGGGAAUUUAUUACAGCGUUAAGCAGUAUCGUUUUUGGCAUGAAACCGCAUCUGUACCCAACCAUUCGAUUAACUUGGAGGCAGCGGUAAAGAAUAUAUUUCAAGAUGCUAACACUUGGCUGUAUUUAAGCAUAUUUUUAAGCAUCAGUUUUGUUAGUAUUCUACUCCUGGUAAUCAUUCUACGUACCCGCAUCAAUAUAGCGAUUGCGUUAACAAAAGAAGGUAGUAAAGCGGUGUCAAGCAUUAUAUCAACUGUUUUUUUCCCAAUCUUUUCGUGGAUUCUUUUUAUUUUGGCUGUUAGUUUUGCGGUUGCAGUUGGUCUUUAUCUAGGCACUAUUGGUAACCCGUCCUUCCGUAUGAUACGUCAAUUGGACCCUAACAGCGUGACAGGUGUUUCAAGCGAGAUUUGUGAAUGUGUUGGUGCGGCAAGCGAAUAUAAAGUAGGAGGACAUUGUGACCCUAAAAUUUUUCAACAGAACUGCUUCACUAAUAUCGAUCAGCACAUCCCUUGUAAACAAACCUCUUGUAGCUUCGCUGAAAUUGAGCAUCCGCCAUUUGUGACAUGGUCCAUAUGCUAUAAUGUGUUCGGUUUCUUUUGGUUGACAUUCUUCAUUGCGGCCUUUAGUGAUAUGGUGUUGGCACUUACUUUCGCAACUUGGUACUGGACCUUCAGGAAGCGAGAGGUGCCCUUCUUUACACUAGGACGGGCUUUCCGUCAAACCAUCUUCUAUCAUCUCGGCACUUUGGCGUUUGGCUCAUUAAUUCUUGCCGUGUGUCGCAUGAUACGCGUGGCUUUGGAAUAUAUCGAUUCUAAACUGAAGAAGUACGACAAUUCAGUAACACGAGCCAUACUGUGCUGCAUGAAAUGCUUCUUUUGGUUACUUGAAACUUUCUUACGCUUUCUGAACCGCAACGCGUACAUCAUGUGUGCUAUACACGGCAAGAAUUUUUGUGCCAGCGCCAAAGAUGCUUUCAAUUUGAUUAUGCGUAACUUUUUGCGAGUAAUCGCCGUUGAUAAAGUCACUGAUUUCUUGUUCUUUUUAUCGAAAUUAUUAUUAACUGCUGCUGCUGGCGUUGGUACCUACUUCUUUGUGGUACGUAGUCCACAUUUAAUACAACUGCACUAUAAUGCUGUGCCAGUAACGAUUGUUGUGUUAGCGGCUUUUAUUAUGACAACCGUCUUUUUUGGCGUCUAUUCUAUGGCGGUGGAUACACUCUUCCUUUGUUUUCUGGAGGACUGUGAACGCAAUGAUGGCUCGGCAGAAAAGCCUUUCUAUAUGUCGAAACAGUUAAGGCGAAUAUUAGGCAAAAGAAACCAGUUACCACGUCCUAUGAGUAGUAGUUAAGAAACAACCUUUACAAUAGGUUAUGCUCUUUGGUGCUUGAAGUUGACGAACCAUAUUAUUGCUUAGUGGGUAAAUCUAUAGCGCAGAUAUUUUAUGAAAAUUAUUUAUAUUUGUAUAAAUAUACCGGCUUUGUUGAUAUUCGUGUCAGUGGACAUUAAAGUUGGAAAGUUUUUGAAAAACUGGAAAAAGGUUGUGUGAAAACCAAUGGCAAUAUAAUCUAAUUACAUAAAUAUAUACUUACAUAUGCAUACUCAAAAGAAUUUGUUAAGAAAAAAUGCAAUAUGAAAUAUAAUG
Messenger RNA from Bactrocera latifrons, 4279 nucleotides. It is a transcript of the gene Ctl2, whose product is annotated as CTL-like protein 2. Gene Ontology annotation, cellular component: membrane. Gene Ontology annotation, molecular function: transmembrane transporter activity. Bases 1592 to 3985 code for a protein of 797 amino acids. Lineage: Eukaryota; Metazoa; Arthropoda; Insecta; Diptera; Tephritidae. The transcript has 2 exons. Gene Ontology annotation, biological process: transmembrane transport. The record is from RefSeq and is a predicted model, not a curated record.